This is a messenger RNA of Kogia breviceps (pygmy sperm whale), 2577 nucleotides long. The record is from RefSeq and is a predicted model, not a curated record. Lineage: Eukaryota; Metazoa; Chordata; Mammalia; Artiodactyla; Physeteridae.
GGAGGAGACCAUCACGCCUCGGGCUCGGGCUGGGGAGGCCGCCUUCGCGCUCGCCAGGUCUUGGGUCCUCUACGGACCCUGUCAGUUGUGGCUUCUCGGUUCCCGAAGUGCGAUCGGGGCGCGCUCGGGCGGCCCACCCAGAGUACCAUACUGGACCGCGUCCUACCCCAGAGAGCAGACGAGGUGGCGGCGAAGCCUCGGCAGUACCGCCUUGGGCCUCACGCCGAUCUCCCUGCCUGAAUAAGCCGGAUCCCAGCUCAUCCCAGGGGAGCUUUUGAAGAGGGAAGGAGACCCAGUUUAUGUUUACGAAUUUAGCCCUCUCUAGUUUCGUGGUUAGAAUAGAGCGUGCAUCCCCAGGUUCUGGCUUUUGAUUGCUAACUUCAGGGACAGGGGUCAGUACCUCACUGAGCAGCCUAUUUUCAUUUUGGAGCGGACUAAGAUCUUCCUCACAGAACUUUCAUCGUCUGGUGUUACUCAGAGGGACGUUAAGCCAUUCCCAAUUUGGAAGACGGCUGCCAUCUACCCUCUCACAUCCUUCUUUUGGGUUUAUGCUUCCAUGAUCUUACACCUGGUCCUUAGGUGGCCUUCCAUUUAAGGCCAGUCAUUCUGGUAAUUCUCUUCUGGAUUCACUCCUAUUUUCCAGAUUCUCCCAAAACUGGGUUCCUAAAAUACAUUUGUAAGUAACACAGUUCUCAAGUCAGACAGACUUGAAUUCUAAUCCAGGGCUCUGCCAACUCAAGUAUGUGACUUUGGCCUACGUUUACCUGAGCAUUCUUGUCUGCCAUCCUGUGCUAGUGCUUCAUAUUGAGCUCAUAUGGUCAGCUAACACGUCCAGAUCUUUAAUCAGUCAUCCUGUGUGUGUAUGCAAAGAAGCCUUUUCACACAGAUGCCCUUAGAGAUAAUAUGGAUCAGUCCGGAGUUCUCCUCUGGGUGAAAGCAGAACCCUUUAUAGUGGGCGCCUUGCAGGUCCCCCCUCCAUCCAAGUUCAGUCUUCACUAUCUCAGGAAGAUAUCCACCUAUGUGCGAACCCGGGCCACAGAGGGAGGUUACCCACGCCUGUCCUGGUCUACAUGGAGGCACAUUGCGUGUGGAAAGCUGCAGUUGGCUAAGGAUCUGGCAUGGCUUUACUUUGAAAUAUUUGAUAGUCUUGCAGUGAAGACACCGAAGGAGCGCUUGGAAUGGUCUGAGAUUCUGUCCAACUGCAUGUCUGAGGAUGAAGUCGAAAAGCAAAGAAAUCAGCUUUCAGUGGACACUCUACAGUUUCUGCUCUUCUUAUAUAUACAACAGUUAAACAAGGUCUCCCUGAGGACAUCUUUGAUUGGAGAAGAGUGGCCUAGUCCCAGACACAGAUCUCAGUCUCCUGACCUGACAGAAAAAUCCAGUUGUCAUAAUAAGAACUGGAAUGAUUAUAGUCACCAAGCUUUUGUCUGUGAUCAUCUGUCAGAUCUCCUUGAACUGCUUGUAGAUCCAGAACAACUCACUGCAUCAUUUCAUUCGACCCGUAGUAGUCUAGUCUCUCGAGAAGCUGUUGUAGCACUCAGCUUUCUUAUUGAAGGUACAGUGAGUGGAGCCAGGAAGAUAUAUCCACUUUAUGAACUUGCACUGUGGCAACCACUGCAUGCAGAAAGUGGCUUCUCAAAGACCUCUAAGGCCUUUUUUUUCUACAAGCUGGAAGCCUGGUUGAGAGCCUGUUUAACUGGGAAUCCAUUUGGUAUAUCUGCUUGCCUCAAGUCUGGGAAGAAAUUGGCUUGGGCUCACCAAGUUGAAGGGACGACCAAAAGAGCUAAGAUUGCUUGUAAUACUCACGUGGCCCCUAGGAUGCACCGCCUGGUGGUUAUGAGCCAGGUUUACAAGCAGACAUUGGCCAAGAGCUCAGAUACUCUGGUGGGGGCACAUGUAAAAAUUCAUCGUUGCAAUGAGACUUUUGUAUAUCUGCUGUCUCCCUUACGAUCUGUGACAAUUGAGAAGUGCAGGAAUAGCACCUUCAUCCUGGGCCCUGUACAGACUGCUCUUCAUCUCCACAGCUGUGACAAUGUUAAAGUCAUUGCUGUUUGCCAUCGUCUGUCCAUCUCUUCUACAACAGGUUGCAUCUUUCACAUUCUGACGCCUACACGCCCACUUAUUCUCUCUGGGAACCAGAGAGUAACUUUUGCCCCCUUUCAUACCCAUUACCCAAUGCUGGAGGACCACAUGGCCAGGACUGGCCUUGCUACAGUGCCUAACUAUUGGGAUAAUCCCAUGAUUGUGUGCAGAGAGAACAGCGGCACAAGUGUCUUCCGACUCUUAGCACCAUGUGAAUUCUAUGUGUUUAUUAUUCCCUUUGAAAUGGAAGGGGACACAACAGAGAUACCUGGGGGUCUUCCAUCUGCAUAUCAGAAAGCACUGGGCCAAAGAGAAAAGAAGAUACAGACCUGGCAGAAAACUGUGAAGGAGGCUCGUUUGACAAAGGAUCAAAGGAAGCAGUUCCAGGUACUUGUGGAAAACAAGUUUUAUGAGUGGUUGAUUAAUACAGGACAUCGUCAGCAGCUGGACAGUCUUGUGCCCCCUGCAGCAGGCUCCAAACAAGCAGCAGGAUAA